AGUCAACAAAAGUGUAUGUGGAAGGUCCUGCCCCUGGGGUGGACUUCAUAACGGACGGCGCCUCAUUGGUGGAAACGGCAGCGGCCAGCUGCGUGCCUGUGGUGUCUCAGAGCCUCUUAAAGAAUCCUGACAUGGAGAGUUUGUCUAACUGGGACUGCUGGGGCUGCACCUGUUCCGUCACUCAGACUCGAUACAGCGGGAACUACGCUAUUAAGACCAGUUACAGGACCGCCGCGUGGCAUGGACCAUCACAGGACGUGACUGUGGAACUUGAUAAACAAUAUUCUGUCUCAGUUUGGGUCCGCAUCGUGUCUAAAGAGCGACCGCAGAACCUUGUAGUCACGUUACGGUUCGACUUUCAGGAUGGAACCAGGACGUACCAACAUGGUACCUCUUGGGAAAAGAUGUCUGCAGCGGAUGGAUGGGUAGAACUUAAAGGCGAGUUCACAGCACCGAAUAAACCACUUCGGCAGACUAUACUGUUUGUCCAAGGCCCUGCACCAGGGGUGGACUUCAUCACAGACCACGCCUCUUUGAUGAAAAUUACAACACCUAAUACAACACCUAAUACCACACCUGUUCCAACACCUGUUACAACACCUAUUACAACACCUGUUGUCCCGAGAUGCGAAUUUACCGAACUCCUACAGAAUGCAGACAUGGAGAGUAUGUCAGGCUGGGAUUGUGUCGGCUGUUCGUGUUUCACCACCAACCACGCCCACAGUGGAACUCACGCCAUACAAACGGCGAGCAGAUCUGCUAGGUGGCAAGGUCCUUCCCAGUUCGUGACGGUUGUGUUGUCCAAACAGUUCACGUUCUCGGUCUGGGCUCGUCUCGUCAACGACCUGAGUGGACAGACUUCCCAGACAAUAAAAACAACCGUCCAGUUCAAAUAUCAAGAUGGAACCAAUCAUUAUCAUUCUAUUGCUAGCAAUGCAAAUGUUCGUACAGGUGAUGGCUGGAUACAGCUGAAAGGCGAGUUCACGGUGCCGAAUGAACAAGUAGAGUCAACAAGAGUGUAUGUGGAAGGUCCUGCCCCUGGGGUGGACUUCAUAACGGACGGCGCCUCAUUGGUGGAAACUGCAGAAGACAGUUGUGUGUCUCCGAACCUGUUAAAGAAUCCCGACAUGGAGAGUUUGUCUGAUUGGGACUGUCCAGGCAUCACGUGUUCCGUCACUCAGACCCGACACAGCGGGGUCUACGCGAUACAGACUAGUGGCAGAACACAGAAGUGGCAGGGACCGGCACAGUAUGUUGACCUUCAACCCGGCAAGUUGUACUCAGCCUCAGUAUGGAUCAAGCUUGUUAAUGACCUUCCAGGUCAGAUUGGUCAAAGAGUCUGGAUGACGUCAUACUUCAAAAUCAAAAACGGACCUGGCAAGUACAAGCAUUUGGCGGCUUAUGGACUACUUCGUGUUGCGGAUGGUUGGGUGAAAUUGCUAGGAGAUGUACAGGUGCCAAAUAAACUGUCUGGUAAAGUAAAACUUUACAUCCAGGGACCUGCCCCUGGUGUGGAUUUCAUCGUGGAUGAAGCCUCUCUACGGCUUCUGGGGGAAUGGACGAACUGGAGACAAGACGUGGACUCGAGCAUCAACCAGCUGAGGAAAAGUAGCAUCAGCAUACAGGUGACAACGGCUCCGAACAUUAACCUCAAUGAAGUGGAAAUCAAAGUUACUCAAACAAAGAAAGCGUUUCCGUUCGGUACAGCAGUUAAUCUUUUUGAGUAUGAAAAAGGUGACAAGAGGUACCAGGAUUUUGUGAAUCAGCACUUCAACUGGGCUGUCACGGAGUUCUCCUUGAAGUGGGGAUUUAUGCAAAGGUUGCAGGGACAUAUUAGGUAUGAGCGUGCAGUCCGUGCAUUAAACAAAUUGAAAAGAAAUGGAAUCAAAGUGCGCGGUCACAACAUCGUGUGGUCUGUAGAACGUCACGUACCCAAAUGGGUGAAGCCACUGUACGGCAACACGCUCAAACAGGUCGUCCACGAUCGAAUCGUUGACAUCGUGUCGAAAACUAAAAACCUAGUAGAACACUGGGACGUGAACAACGAAAACCUGCACGGCUUCUUCUUCCAGGAGCACGUCAACGACAUCGACUACGACCUCCAAUUGUUCAGCACCGCACAUAGCACCGCCCCCGACGUGAAGAUGUUUCUUAACGAUUUCGGCGUCGUGGCUCAAGGAGAAUUGACUCAAGCAUACCUCGCUCAAGCCCUGAAGUUGAAACAGGCGAAUGUUGGUCUGUACGGAAUCGGUGUCCAGUGUCAUUUCAGUGCCGAUGAGAUGCCCAGUCCUACACUGAUAAAGGCUCACCUGGACACUCUCGCACAAGCCGGGCUGCCGAUCUGGGUGACGGAGUUGGACGUGGGAAGUAAAAACGAGGUGGAUCGCGCGGACUUCUACGAGACAGCAUUGCGCGUGCUGUACAGUCAUCCUGCAGUGGAGGGGAUUCUGAUCUGGGGGUUCUGGAAUAAGAGGCACUCUAGGAAGGAAGAUGCGGCUCUAGUCAGUGGCCCCGAGUUCAGACUAAACGCCGCGGGUCAGCGAGUUCUGGAUCUGUUUGAGAACCAGUGGAUGACCAAGGAGACUCACACACUGUCUCAGUCUGGAAACCAGUUCACUGUUGAUGGUUUCCAUGGUGAUUAUGAGGUCAAGGUUAUAUACCGAGGUCAGGAACGGGUCGACCAAAAAACGACGUUUACGCUGGGGUCGUCUCCGCAUACAGUGACGUUGUCUGUGGCGUAGAUUUCUACGAAGUCACCACAAUAUAAACUAACUAUCAUUAAAACUAAGCACACAAAUUAUUAAAAUAUAUAAGAUUAAGCAUGUCAAAAUUAAAUAAAAGUGAGUAAUAAAAAUAAUGCAA
Molecule: messenger RNA, 2862 nt
Organism: Gigantopelta aegis
Lineage: Eukaryota; Metazoa; Mollusca; Gastropoda; Neomphalida; Peltospiridae
Product: endo-1,4-beta-xylanase 2-like
Exons: 21
Coding region: 132-2741 (869 amino acids)
Biological process (GO): carbohydrate metabolic process
Molecular function (GO): hydrolase activity, hydrolyzing O-glycosyl compounds
Source: RefSeq, a predicted model, not a curated record